Messenger RNA from Alosa sapidissima (American shad), 2904 nucleotides. RefSeq names its product matrilin 3a (gene matn3a). Gene Ontology annotation, molecular function: calcium ion binding. The record is from RefSeq and is a predicted model, not a curated record. Lineage: Eukaryota; Metazoa; Chordata; Actinopteri; Clupeiformes; Clupeidae. The transcript has 8 exons. The coding region runs from base 150 to 1946 and encodes 598 amino acids.
GGGGCCGGCUCUUGGGGAAACCCCUUGGAUUGGACAAGAAACUUAGACGCGCUGUCAGCAGUGUCUUCAAAAUGUGCCAUCCUUGUAAAUAUGGGAAGCACCUCAGUGAAAGUAGACAGUUGGGAGCAGAACGACUAUCGUGAGGCACAAUGAGUCCCUUCAUCUGCAGUCUGAUCUACGGUCUCUCGGUCUUGUUGGUAGGAGUUUGUGGGACUUAUGAAGUUGACCCUGCUAAAGUAGCGGCGCAAAGUUAUGCGCAAAGAAGGACUGUUGCCCGACCACAAUUCCCACCACUGAGAACUCUAAACCCUGCAGCACAUGGUGUUAACUACGGGUAUAAUGGGUAUCACUAUCACCCCCAUCAACCUCACCACCAUCUGCACUACCACCAGCAGCCUCCAAACCUCCAGCAACCGCCGCCAAACUACAGCCAGACACCCAGGAUGUACACGCCGGUGCUCCUCCAUCGACCCUUUCCCCCUUUCUCGCCACCGGUUGUGCACCGUCGGCCCCAUCCCCUCUCCCCACCCCUGACACACCACCGGCCCUCGGCCCCCACCCCCCCGGCGGUGUACCACUGGUUCAAAGGCCCCGUGCGUCCCGGGGUUCACCACCAAUAUCAAAAGCCAGCGCCCCCUUUUAAGGGUGUGGUGCCUCCAGUGGCUUGCAACAAACUCCCCCUUGUCAUGCCACUGGUGACUGCCAAGCCAACUACAGUUCCCAUAGCACCCGUGACCAAUCCUCCUCCAACACCCACCCCAAUGUUAGAGACAUUUACUCUUCCAGUGGCCACUGUACCGCCGGAGACUAGCCCCCAACCAUCGACCACUCUGGCCCCGGUGACUUCACCAGUGGCGACUCUGCCACCGGUGACUCUUCCGCAAAUGACCCUGGUUCCAUCAGAGCUACCGGUCAGUACCCAAAGUGGAACCAUCACAUCCGUCAGUCCUGUGGAGACAGCCACUGACAGUCAGUGCAGGAGCCGCCCGCUAGAUCUGGUCUUCAUCAUCGACAGCUCGCGCAGUGUGCGCCCUAUGGAGUUCGAGAAGGUCAAGAUCUUCCUGGCCGACAUGGUGGACACUCUGGACGUGGGGCCGGACGCCACUCGCGUCGCUGUGGUGAACUAUGCCAGCACAGUCAAGAUCGAGUUCCUGCUGAAGGACCAUCCAGACAAGGUGACCAUGAAGCAGGCCAUCACCCGGAUUGACCCCCUAGCGGCGGGAACCAUGACAGGCCUGGCCAUCAAGAAGGCCAUGGACGAGGCCUUCACCGAGCAGUCGGGCGCACGGCCCGUCUCCAAGGGCAUCUCCAAGGUUGCCAUCAUUGUGACGGACGGGCGCCCUCAGGACCAGGUGGAAGAGGUGUCGGCUGCCGCAAGGGCCUCUGGGAUUGAGAUUUACGCUGUGGGGGUGGACCGGGCCGACAUGCAGUCGCUGCGGCUAAUGGCCAGCCAACCGCUUGAUGACCACGUGUUCUACGUGGAGACCUACGGAGUCAUCGAAAAGCUGACCUCCAAGUUCCGGGAGACCCUGUGUGGUCUGGACCCCUGCACCAUGGGACACGACUGCGAGCAUAUAUGUCUGAACAGCAUCUCCUCCUAUUACUGCCAGUGUCGGGAAGGCUAUUUGUUGAACGCGGACAAGAAAACAUGUUCCUUGAAACGUCAGGACCAGUGUGGCAUGGGGCAUGACUGUGAACAAAUAUGCAUUAGCAGCACCUACUCCUAUCAGUGCGAUUGCCAGGACGGUUAUGUGUUGAACAAGGACAAGAAAACCUGUUCCUUACAAAGAAAGGUUAACGUUGAAGUGAUCCAGGACCCCUGCAAAUGUGAGGCUCGCCUGGCCUUCCAGAAACAGACUCAAAAUUCCCUUCAGGACCUUACUGCUCGACUCGCUGAAGUUACCAGGAAGGUGGAACAGCUGGAGAUCGCACUGGGUCAUGUCUAGACACACGAGGCAAGGGUUUACUUGGUCUGCUGAGCAUUCAACUGACCAUCACAUCUUAGGGAUCACUGCCAUCCAGCCAUCCAGCCAUCCCUGUAUUUACCUCUUGUCUCCGGAAAAGACCUCCUCUGCCCAUGGCUCCCCUCAGAGAGAGCUAGACAAAGACAGAAAGAAAGAAACCAUGUGCAUCCUAUACCUCUUUUUAAUCUGAUAUCAACACUGUAUUCCCUAAUUUGCAACCCGCCUUUUUAGAUUUGGAUCCAUUCGGAUCAGCUGGGGAUAUCAAAUCAUGGAUUAGGCUAUCACCAUUCAGACCCAAUGAAAGGAUGCAGAGACUCCCAAGAAUUUAUAUAUAGAGAAUUCUGUGUCUCACCCCCCUGCCCUCCUGAUUACUACAGAUUUGUUUUAAAAUAGAAAUCUGGAGGAGAAAAGAAAUCUAUGUAUUGUACUUCAGGGUAUAGUAGACAAUUAUUGUUUAAGCUCUAAUUAUGAGCUAUAAUUAUGUCAUUUCAUGACUAGCUAGCCUACCCUUUAGUGUCUGUGUAGAGUAGAAUAAAAUUGGACUCUGUAAAAUAUGUAGCAAAGUAUUUUUUUUUCCAUUAAAGUAGUCAGUUUGAUUGUUAAACCUUAAGUCUGCACAAGUGCAGACUUAAGGUUUAACAAUCAAACUGACUACUUUAAUGGAAAAAAAAAUUCAGCUUAUUCGAUGUAUCAGAGGAACAAAGUGUUGUUUAUUUAUCAAGUAAUUAUUACUGAGUAAAGUGUUGUUUCAUUUGUUCGCUUUAGAGGAAAUCAUCAUUUUGGUUGGCUUUGAUUUUGGUCUGGUUUAUGAAACUGAAUUGACCUAAACUCUGACAGAAAGAGAUACAAUACUGUAGUAAUGUUAAAGUGAGUGGAAUAUAUAUCAAAGAUACAUUAUACCUGCUCCUUGACCUUUAUACAUAAAAAUGGAAAAACGUGA